Messenger RNA from Larimichthys crocea (large yellow croaker), 4289 nucleotides. Its product is annotated as transmembrane protein 56-B. The coding region runs from base 448 to 1239 and encodes 263 amino acids. Gene Ontology annotation, biological process: lipid homeostasis. Gene Ontology annotation, cellular component: membrane; endoplasmic reticulum. Lineage: Eukaryota; Metazoa; Chordata; Actinopteri; Sciaenidae. The transcript is spliced from 7 exons. The record is from RefSeq and is a predicted model, not a curated record.
GAGCCCUAUAGGGGGAGAGAGAGAGAGAGAGAGAGAGAGAGAGAGAGAGAGAGAGAGAGAGAGUUGCCUCACACACCAACACCCCCCUUCCAUCAUUUCUGUAAUCGAGCGUCGAGCUGCACGAUCUGCACCUCUGCAAUUAUGCGCGUUUCGCGUCGGAUGGGAUUCUCGCUAAACCCCGCAAAGCCGCCACACGCACGGAGCUUCCAACCCGCUGCUGCUGCUGCAUCCCCCGCAACUUGUUAGCGCGCCAGUGUAUGUGCGUGUGUGUGCGCGUUGAGCAAGAGGCGGGCUCGUCUUGUUUAUCAAAAAAAAAAAAAAAAAUGACUCGACAUGGCUGUGGAUUUGACUACACGGCUCUGUGCGAGAGACCCCCGUGGAAAUCAUAACUGAGGGGAGUGAGGCGCAAAUCAUCUUAAUGAAAGUCAGAAGUGGGGUUGGGUGGUUAUGGACCCAUUCAGCCAGCUUAUCUUCACCAUCUCGGUGACCAGUUUCCUCACCUUCCAGUGGCUCUUCCACAAAGUCAGCCCCUGGAUGUCCACGCGCAUCAGCCCCGGCUUCCUCAGCCUCAGUGACAAGCAGAAGGUGGAAUGGAACUCAAGGACGGUGUCAACGUUUCACGCACUGUUAGUGGGAAUCUUCUGUCUCCACAUCUUGUUGUUUGAUGAUGCCGUCAAUGAAGACCCAGUCUGGGGAGAUCCUACACUGGUGAAGACUAAUGUUGCCAUCACAACAGGCUACCUCAUAUCUGAUCUGCUGCUAAUAUUUUACUAUUGGAAGGCGAUAGGCGACAAGUUUUUUGUAGUUCACCAUCUGGCAGCAUUGUAUGCUUACUACUAUGUACUGGGCCAAGGAAUGUUGCCUUAUUUUGCUAACUUCCGUCUGCUUGCUGAGUUUUCUACACCAUGUGUGAACCAGCGCUGGUUCUUUGAGGUACUAGGUUAUCCCAAGUCCUCCCGGCCCAACAUGGCAAAUGGCGUUGCCAUGGCAGUAGUCUUUUUCAUGGUCCGCAUUGCCGUCAUGCCAGUCUAUUACAGUCGUAUGUAUGCGGUCUACGGUACUGAGGCCUUCUACCUGGUGCCCUGGGGUGGCCGUGUAGCCUGGAUCUGCUCCAGUAUCUGCUUGGACAUCAUGAACAUUAUGUGGAUGCAUAAGAUUGCCCGCGGCUGCUACAGAGUGCUGCGCUCAGCACGUAAGAGCAAAGCCGGCGCACCUCAGGAGAAUGGGAAGACAGAUUAAGGGAACCACGGUGUCAGUGGUGAGAAAAUGCCACAAAAUGACGUCACUCUCAGUGCAUUGGCAAGCAGCGGCUUGGACACUUGCAUAUUGCACCUGGAACGAGUGAUAUUACAGGACCGAAUGUAAAAGGGAAAUUGAGUUCUUGGUGAAAGCGGGCACAGUCACUGAGAUGUACAGAUGGACCGUUUAACUGGCCAUCCCUAAGCCAUGAAAUGACCUCUUAGCAAUACUCUGUGUGCAUGGCCAAUUAUUUUUCUCUUGAACAAUUUACCACUACACAAAAGAGGUCAACCUGGGAAAAUGGACUGUUAGCUCAACCACAAAUUGUCAAAAAAGUUUACUGCUCUUUACAUACUUAGUGCUCAACAAAAUACUUUUCAUUUUAUUUUUUUUGUAUUAGUACUGUUGCCUGAGUCCCAGAAUAAAAGAGAAAUGUGAGUAAAUGUUGAUGAAGCAAAGAGUUGAAGGUACCGUGAAUACAUUCUGUGAUUCCUCAUUGAUGGUCAGUGCCAUAAAAUCAUUGCGUGAUGCCCGUUGAGGAGAAGGGUCAAGCAUCUCUUUUUCUCACCCCCCUCCAUAAAUCUUGAGCUAAAUUUGCAGGGACUUGACUGAUACAAGAUGGGAUUACAUCAAGUGCAAUCACAGAGAAGAAUUAAGUAUGGAUAAAUCAGUUCAUCGCUCACCCACUGUCAUCCAAAGUCAAGAGGUUCUUUUUUAAAAGCCAGCCUUUUAAGAUGUUUAUUGGAAUAUCGUGAGUCUUGGUUUUAUUUGCAUUUGAAUGUUUGAUUUAAAUAAUCAGUACACACUGUAUGUAGUUGAUUUUCUUUUGUCUUGCUGGUGUCGAGGCAAGGAGAUUUUCAAAGAUACAAACAGUUAAAGAUAACUAUUUUAAUGGAAAUGACUUCACAUUACUGAAGAUAUGUUGUUCACACUGUUUUUUGGAUGCCUGCAUUAUAUUUAUUUCACAUUGUGCAAUGCAUGUAAAGGAGUCAAACUGACCUUGAGUGAUGAUUUGGGAUCAGUGUAAUAGACAAACCUAAAGAGAAAAAAAACAGACAAAUCAACGGCUUUGAAAUGUUCAUUUUAGGCUAUUCAUUGGGAGAUGUUAUGAUCCUGACACUCUUCUAGUUUCUUCAGCGUCAGGUGUUGACCAUAGGUUUAUAGAAAUUCGCACUUCCUAUUUAUGAUAUGUUUUUAGGCACAAAUUCUCCCCUUGCCAACAUUUUCCAACAAGCAGCAGGCUGUCAUGUGUGUUUUUCCAAGAAGGAAUUGGAAAUUUUACCCAGUAAAACUCAAUUCAGUACAUGAUUUGAGUACAUUAUUUUGAAAAAAUGACAGUGUUUCAGGUGGAUAUGGUUCUGUAUAUGUCAAUUUGUAAUCAUUUUAGCAAUAUGAUACAAAUAGCUUCCGCCUCAUAUUACAUGUGAUUUCCAAUCAGCUGUUAAACAUAAUGUGCACUCCCAUAUUUAUUCAGCAGAUUGUUUUCAGUGGACAUGAAUAUGUGGGAAAAGUUGUAAAGAUUCAUGUUUUACUUUGUUUCUUCUACUGACAAAAGCAGUCCUGUUGAUCGCCACUGAACGGAUAUGUUCAGGCAUUUUAAGACAAAUGUAUCAUUUGUUCAAAUUUAAAAGUAACAAUUCAUCUAUGAUUUACAAAACAUGUACUUGAAUUUUCAUUGUUAAUGUAUCUUUUGAGCUGUACAUCAAAAGCUUCUGUCAAAUGUUUUGUGAAACAGAAACAGGGAUUGCUAGUCUUUAACGUAGGCCUUGCUAUGUUCAGCAUUUUGUUGCCUUUUUUAAAACAACUUAUGAUUGCACAGUGAAAACUUUGUUCCAUCUGCCUCCUCGCAACAACACUGAAAAAAUGUGUCAGUGAUCGACUUUUUUGUUUUCUCUGUCUGAUGCCUAAUGUGAUUAUUUGGCCUUUGUAGAUCAAUUUCAAAUGUAAAACCAAGAGGCUUGUUAAGGCUGGUUGUUUUAGUGCUUUUGUUUCGUCCUGGUUUUUAAAAUUUUAAAAUGUAUGUAUUUGUGCCAGUGCUUAAACCAUUACUACUCCAUUUUUGUUUUCAAACCCACGAGCAUUUCCAUAUAAUAGUGCCAACUUGCAACCAUGAUUUGAUGUUUUAGAUCAGUUCUGUUCACGUAACCACCCCUGCACACUGCGGCUAGUCACUGUAUGAUGAACCUUAGUUUGGUAUGGUAAGACAGUGUGAAAGACUUCUUUUGGGUUACACCAGGCAGUGUGUUUGCAACAGAUUAGACUUUGUAACUUAUUUAUGGAUUAUGGAUAAAUGAUCAAUAUCUCACAUCCUAGAAAAGAGCCAGGGUGUGGUGUUUGUUAAUAUUUCACUGGAUUUAAAUGGAAACCAUGCAAGGGUUUCGGGACAGCAGGCCGCUCCUGGUACAAUCAGGGGGGCUCUGUAUGCAAAGUCAUGCAUGGUCAAUAUGGUCUUCUUCUUCAUGCACCUUCUAUAACUGCAUGUGGUAUUGCAUGGGGAUUGCACUGUAAACAAAAUAGCAUAUACAUUUGCAAGACAAAUUUUGUUCUCUGUUUUCUUUUCUUUGUACAUGUACAUAAUGUUUACUUAAACGUUAUUCUUGUACUGUGCCACAUAAUGUAAUCCACAGACGACGAUGAUGAUGAUGUUGUGAUGAGAACAUCACAGAGAUGAUAUUUAGUAUAAUAUCCAGCACAGAAAUAAUUAGUAAGGGAAUACUUGAAUACUAAUCAGCACAGUUUAUAACAAUCUGGGCAGUGCAAAUAAACAUUGAUCCUGUGAGCAUCUUGCAUUAUAUGCGUACCAUUGUCUUUAAUUUAUUAAUCCAAGAGAAGUAGUCAUAAAACAAAACAGAUGCUAUGGUAAUAGAAAGAGCAUGGUGCUGCUGUCAGCUAGUUAAACUGGUGUUGGUGUUUCUGGUCUGAAUGUUGUAUGGAGGAGAGAUGUGAGUAGGUGGAGUGUUUAGUGACAUUCUAUGAAUGUAUUGGAGAAGAGCAAAUAUUUGUCAUUUACAUUUUCAUUUGUUCUUUACAAUAAAUACCAAAUUAACUCA